Messenger RNA from Medicago truncatula (barrel medic), 2325 nucleotides. Its product is annotated as pentatricopeptide repeat-containing protein At1g71420. Gene Ontology annotation, biological process: RNA modification. The record is from RefSeq and is a predicted model, not a curated record. Bases 1 to 2325 code for a protein of 774 amino acids. The transcript has a single exon. Gene Ontology annotation, molecular function: RNA binding; zinc ion binding; protein binding. Lineage: Eukaryota; Viridiplantae; Streptophyta; Magnoliopsida; Fabales; Fabaceae.
AUGAAUAUGAUAUUUCUUGGUGCAAAUAACUUCACCACAUUGAUGUUGCAAUCCAAAAAGCUUAUGCACCAUGUGUUCCCCAAAUUUUGUAUAUUACAGAAUCUCUAUUACGCUUCAAUUGCACAACCAGAAACCAUAGCCAGAAACGUAAACACACAAAUACACACUCUUUCAUUACAAGGAAACCUUGAAAAAGCACUUUCACUUGUUUACACCAACCCUUCUUUAACCCUUCAAGACUAUGCAUUUCUCUUCCAUGCUUGUGCUCAGAAAAAAUACAUCAAACAAGGCAUGGCAUUGCAUCAUUACAUACUUAACAAACACCCCAAAAUUCAAAAUGAUAUUUUUCUUACUAAUAACCUCUUAAACAUGUACUGUAAAUGUGGCCAUUUAGAUUAUGCACGCUACCUGUUUGAUCAAAUGCCGAGAAGAAACUUUGUUUCUUGGACUGUUCUUGUUUCUGGGUAUGCGCAGUUUGGUUUAAUUAGAGAGUGUUUCGCUUUAUUCUCUGGUAUGUUGGCGUGUUUUCGACCCAAUGAAUUUGCUUUUGCAAGUGUGCUCUGUGCUUGUGAAGAGCAAGAUGUUAAAUAUGGCUUGCAGGUACAUGCUGCUGCUUUGAAAAUGUCGUUGGAUUUCAGUGUAUAUGUUGCAAAUGCUCUUAUUACGAUGUAUAGCAAGUGUUCUGGUGGUUUCGGUGGAAGUUGUGAUCAAACCACGGAUGAUGCGUGGAUGGUGUUCAAGUCGAUGGAGUACAGAAAUCUUAUAUCUUGGAAUUCGAUGAUUUCAGGUUUUCAAUUCCGUGGACUUGGCGACAAAGCUAUUGGUCUGUUUGCGCAUAUGUAUUGCAAUGGAAUUAGGUUUAACAGUACCACGUUACUCGGUGUUUUAUCUUCUUUGAAUCAUUGCAUGAGUACUUCGGAUGACAUCAACAACACACAUCAUCUGAAGAACUGUUUUCAAUUACACUGUCUCACAGUUAAAAGUGGUCUUAUUUCAGAAGUUGAAGUGGUAACUGCAUUGGUAAAAUCCUAUGCAGACCUAGGGGGUCACAUUUCUGACUGUUUUAAGCUCUUCCUUGAUACAAGCGGUGAACAUGAUAUUGUGUCAUGGACUGCUAUUAUUUCUGUGUUUGCAGAGCGCGAUCCUGAGCAAGCUUUCCUUCUUUUCUGUCAACUUCAUCGAGAAAAUUUUGUGUUGGACCGGCACACAUUCUCAAUUGCCUUAAAAGCUUGCGCGUACUUUGUCACUGAGAAAAAUGCAACCGAAGUUCACUCACAAGUAAUGAAACAAGGGUUUCACAACGACACAGUUGUUUCAAAUGCCUUGAUACAUGCUUAUGGGAGGUCUGGCUCCUUAGCUUUGUCUGAACAAGUUUUUACCGAAAUGGGUUGCCACGAUUUGGUUUCUUGGAAUUCAAUGCUCAAGUCUUAUGCCAUUCACGGUCGAGCUAAAGAUGCACUGGAUCUCUUUAAGCAAAUGGAUGUUCAUCCAGAUUCUGCAACCUUUGUUGCGCUUCUCGCGGCAUGCAGCCACGCUGGACUUGUUGAAGAAGGAACACAAAUUUUCAACUCUAUGACUGAAAGUCAUGGUAUUGCUCCUCAUUUAGAUCACUAUUCCUGCAUGGUUGACCUUUACGGACGAGCUGGAAAGAUAUUUGAGGCAGAGGAGUUGAUACGCAAAAUGCCAAUGAAACCUGAUUCUGUAAUUUGGAGUUCAUUACUCGGAUCUUGCAGGAAGCAUGGUGAGGCUGACUUGGCCAAAUUGGCAGCCGAUAAAUUCAAAGUGUUAGAUCCUAAAAACUCGUUGGCGUACAUACAAAUGUCAAACAUAUAUUCCUCUGGAGGUAGUUUUAUUGAAGCUGGAUUGAUUCGGAAGGAAAUGAGAGACUCUAAAGUGAGAAAAAGACCUGGUUUAAGCUGGGUUGAGGUCGGGAAGCAGGUUCAUGAAUUCACAUCUGGUGGCCAACAUCAUCCGAAAAGGCAGGCUAUAUUGAGCCGGCUCGAGACAUUGAUUGGACAAUUGAAAGAAAUGGGCUAUGCUCCAGAGAUUGGCUCAGCUUUGCAUGACAUUGAAGUGGAGCACAUAGAAGACCAAUUGUUUCAUCAUAGUGAGAAGAUGGCAUUGGUAUUUGCUAUAAUGAAUGAAGGAAUUUCGCCUUGUGCUGGAAAUGUCAUUAAAAUUAUGAAGAAUAUUCGUAUUUGUGUGGAUUGUCAUAACUUUAUGAAAUUAGCGUCAAAACUGUUUCAGAAGGAGAUUGUCGUAAGAGAUUCAAAUCGCUUUCACCAUUUCAAAUAUGCAACAUGCUCUUGUAAUGACUAUUGGUAA